AUGUUGGACCUUUUUACAAUAUUCAGCAAAGGCGGAAUCGUCCUUUGGUGUUUCCAAAGCACCAGUCAAAUUAGUCAAUUUUUCAUACCCUCGGUAAAUUCGUUGAUCAAAACUGUUAUUCUUCAGGAACGGACUAGUAGUAACAAUAAUUAUGAGCAAGAUUCUCUGUCCUUAAAAUAUAGACUGGACAAUGAGUUUGAUUUGGUAUUCGUGAUAGCAUUUCAAAAAAUACUACAACURUCAUAUGUAGACAAAUUUCUGGACGACAUACAAUUGGAAUUUAGGGAUAAGUAUAAAAAUGACUUGGCCCGAAAAAACUAUUUUAUGGAAUUUGAAUUCAGUAAAAAUUUCAAAGAAGUUCUCAAGUCUGCUGAAGAAUGGGGUAAGGCUCAAGCCUGUAUUCCAAAGCAGAUGCGUACAUUCAAUGAGUCUACAAAAUCUAAAAAAACUGUAGCGUCUAUGAUUGAAAGAAAAGGGGAUGAUAAAGAAAAUAAAAAAAAUUCAAAAAUUAUUGAAACUCAAAAAAAUGAUAAAGAAGUUAAUCAUAAUGGCGUUUCAUUUAAUGAGGAAGACUUAAUCACUCAAAACCGAUUAAAAAUGGCUCAAAAAAUGGGUGCUAUGAAUUCAAAUAAACUAAAAAAAAAUAAAGAAAAAGCUCCAAAACCUUCUCCUAAAGCUACCAAACAACCGCGUACAUGGCCAUUAGGUGGAGCGGCAAAAGAUAUACGUUCUUUAGAUUAUACUAAAGAUAAGCCAAAUAAUAACGCAGAUAGUCCUAUUGAAAUUGAAACUAACAAUGAGAUUGUUGGACAAAUGGUUGGAAGUAUUAAAGACAUAGAAAUUGAUAGUGAUAGUGACGAAGAAGAGUCUGAUGAAAAAUUUGAAACAGCUGCUGAACGCAAGAGGAAGAAUGAUAGUAAAAAAAGUGUAUUCUCUAUGUUCAAAGGUUUAGUUGGAAGGAAAAAUUUGACUGCAACUGAUAUGGAUCCAGUAUUGGAAAAACUUAAAGAACACUUAGUUGCAAAAAAUGUAGCUAUUGAAAUAGCAACUAAGCUUUGUGAUUCUGUUUCCUCUAAACUUGAAGGAAAGGUUCUUGGUUCAUUUGAAUCAGUUGCAUCAACAGUAAAGAAUACUAUGAUUGAAUCUCUAGUACAAAUAUUGUCACCAAAACGGAGGAUUGAUAUUUUGCGUGAUGCAAUGAUGGCAAAAAAAAACGAUAAGCCUUAUGUUAUGGCGUUUUGUGGAGUGAAUGGUGUUGGAAAAUCUACAAAUCUUGCAAAAAUAUGUUUUUGGUUGAUUGAAAAUAAUCUAAGAGUAUUAAUUGCAGCUUGUGAUACAUUUAGAGCAGGUGCUGUUGAACAAUUAAGAACUCAUACAAAACAUUUGAAUGCACUACAUCCUGCAAAAAAACAUAAUGAUCAGCAAAUGGUACAACURUACGAAAAGGGAUAUGGAAAGGAUGCAGCUGGAAUUGCUAUGGAAGCGAUAAAUCAUGCUAAGGAAGCCAAGUAUGAUGUAGUUCUUGUCGACACAGCUGGAAGAAUGCAAGAUAAUGAACCAUUAAUGCGAGCUUUGACCAAAUUGAUUAAAGUCAAUGAACCUGACAUGGUAUUAUUUGUUGGUGAAGCAUUAGUUGGAAAUGAAGCAGUUGAUCAGCUGGUAAAAUUUAAUCAAGCCUUAGCUGAUUAUUCGUCUUCUGUUACUCCACAUUUGAUUGAUGGAAUUGUGCUCACAAAAUUUGACACAAUUGACGACAAGGUUGGAGCUGCCAUUUCAAUGACGUACAUCACAGGUCAGCCAAUAGUAUUUGUGGGAACUGGUCAAACAUAUACAGAUCUCAAAUCACUGAAUGCAAAGGCAGUGGUUGCUGCUCUAAUGAAAUGAAAAUAUUGAUUGCUGCAUAUUACAUUUAAACAGUAUCUUUAAUAACUUGAUUGACCUAUAACAUUUGAACUCCCAUCUAUUUCAUUGUAAUCUGGUGAUAAUUUGUUGGUUUUUUUAUUAGUUAUUUAAUGAAUAUUCUAAAGUAUUUUAUGUUUUUAAUAUUUGGUGAA
This is a messenger RNA of Diuraphis noxia (Russian wheat aphid), 2054 nucleotides long. It is a transcript of the gene SrpRalpha, whose product is annotated as signal recognition particle receptor alpha. Lineage: Eukaryota; Metazoa; Arthropoda; Insecta; Hemiptera; Aphididae. The record is from RefSeq and is a predicted model, not a curated record. Gene Ontology annotation, biological process: intracellular protein transport; SRP-dependent cotranslational protein targeting to membrane. Gene Ontology annotation, cellular component: endoplasmic reticulum membrane; signal recognition particle receptor complex. Gene Ontology annotation, molecular function: ATP hydrolysis activity; GTPase activity; GTP binding.